This is a messenger RNA of Rotaria sordida, 1140 nucleotides long. Lineage: Eukaryota; Metazoa; Rotifera; Eurotatoria; Philodinida; Philodinidae. The record is from the annotation of a GenBank genome assembly.
AUGUUUCUUACUUGUGAUGGUUAUCCACAACAAGAUCAAAACUCCGUUGGUUUUCGAUUAUUAUUAGAUCAACGACCAUGUGUAUUCAAACAAUCAAUUGCUCGCGAUACUGGUGUUCUUCUUAAGUAUUAUGCAUUACCAAUAUGUCAAUUAGAACCAUUAUGUCGUGAUAAUUAUGUUCCAUUAUUUAAACAAAUACUAUGUCAAGAAGAUGGACGAUAUAGUUAUCCAAGAACAAUUUGUUUACCAAAUCGUUCAAAUCGAGAUGUUCAAUAUAUUCUUAUACCAAACCGAAAACCAAAGAUAACACCACGUUAUUAUUAUUACGAUGAUGAUGAUGAUGAUGAUAAUGAUAAUGAGGUACAACUAGUUACAACUAAUAGAAGAAUCGUUCGAACCAAACCAAUUGAAGAACAACGAACUAAACAUGUUAAAAUAAAUAAUUUUGAGUCUGAAGAUCGACAACAAAAUGUAACUGAAUCUAAUGAUCAUGGAAUAAAAAUACGCAAUACAAGUGAUGGUGAGCAAAUUAUAUUUGAUGAAGAUGAUAAUAUUAUCAAAAUAAUUCGAAAUAAACGAACACCAACUCCACCAAUUGUUGACAGUCGACGACUCAGAAAUCGUCGUCAUGAGCCUCGAACAGUUUAUUAUGAAACUUCAGAUGGUCAUUUAAUAACACGUCAACCAAACAAUUAUGAUCUAAUUAAAAACAAAAGUAAAUAUGUUUAUAUUAAUGAUGAACCGACAAAAAUUUUACGAAAAGUAAUUAUUAAACCUACAAUCAAUGAUCAUGAGACUAUUUAUGAAAAAGAUAAAUAUACAAAACAUUUACCACGAAAACUUAAAAUUCAAAAACAUAUUAAUGAAAUAUCAGUUGAUACUGAUACUAACUAUGAAAAACAACAACCACAAUAUGUUGAAAUUGUACGACGACGAAUAAUACCAAGAGAAGUAAUAACCGAAAAAGAAUCACCAAAAAAAUAUGUGCUAGUUAGAAAAAAACUCCAUUCCGAACCAAUAUAUGAAACAACAUCACCUCUUCCAACAAUUACAACUAAUCGUCGUAUGGUUCGUGAAGCACCAACAAAAAAAAUAUCAACUAAACAUGUCUAUGCAACAGAUGAAAAAUAUUACAAAUAA